Messenger RNA from Triticum urartu, 1314 nucleotides. RefSeq lists its product as uncharacterized. Lineage: Eukaryota; Viridiplantae; Streptophyta; Magnoliopsida; Poales; Poaceae. The record is from RefSeq and is a predicted model, not a curated record.
UCCCUCCCCGUUUUCCUCCCGCCCCCGAGUAACCGCUCUCCCCACCAUCUCCUUCCCCCCUCCGCCCUCCACAAGAACCUCAGCAAGAAACCAACCCGUCUUCCCCUCUGCUCCCCACCCACCCAUCGUCGAGAGAUGGACGACGUGCAGCGGACCGAGGCCCUGCUCCUGGCGGCGCGCUUCCUGACGGGAGGCGCCGCCAACUUCGCCGUCGCCUUGCCCAAGACUGCUCUGCCCGCCGCAGCCGCGCAGCUGGCCCAGCGUGCUCGGGAGAUCGCAGAUUCUGCGGACGAGUCUGAGUUCGACAGCUCCGGCCUGCGCGCCGCCGCCGACAUGCUGUCGCAGGCAGACGCGGGCAGCAGGCCCCGGGCCAUCACGGACCUGCUGCGGGAGUGCUUCCUGUUGGAGGGGCUCGCGGCCGGGAGAGACGCGGCUGCUUCGGAGGGCCUCAGGCGAGGCAUCCUGGACUUGGCGAUGGCCGGGGGGACCCUCCUCCGCGUCCUCCCGACCCGCCGUUGGGAUUUCUUGCUCGCGGCGGAGAUGGCGCAGGAUCGUGAGGAGGCCCGCGAGAGGGACGAGGCCGCGCCCGCGACGGCCAAGGUGGUUGCUGACGCCGCGACGGCGAAGGGGGCUCCUGAGGCCCCGACGGCGGCGGGAUGGUGGUCGCGGCUCGCGAGCCGGUUCUCCAAGAAGAAGAGGCUGAGCGGCGGCGAGGAGACGGACCCCGAAGCUCAGUCGCUGCUAGCACGCAGCCAGCCUGACCCCAGCCCCAGCCCCAGCCGCUCCCCCUCGGACUCGUCGCCGCCAUGGGGCAACUGGCUCAGUGUCCAGAUGUUUGCGCUCUCUGGGUCGAUGUGCCUGCUUCCGUACAUGGGUCCUGCCGCGCUGCUCGGUAAAGACUAUUCAGAUAACUACAGGUGGUGGGUUCACCUUGUAAUUCAGAUAGUGUUUUGCUUGGUGGUCGUGGGAGUACCCUGCGCCUUGUCCAGACGGUCACGGAUCGAGGAGCAGUAUGCCCGUUUCGCCGCUCACCUCGGGAUGUUGGGUAUCACCGUGAACAUCAUCAUGUUCUCUCACUGGAUGCUGGCCGCCAAUGCCCUGUACACCAUGUGGGCUUUCCUAGUGCUGGCCAGCCUAUGCUUCCUCGUGUAUUGGAUAGUGGAUAUGGUGUUGUAUGGUAGGCGAGGUAUAAGCAACUAGGAGAACAAGCAGCAAGCAGGCACUGGAAGCUGCUUUCAUGCAAGAAGAUGCACCGUCAGCAAUCAAACGACAAAUGUGUGCUCUUCUCAAUUUUGAAUGUGGCCGCAAGGGUUG